Molecule: messenger RNA, 1827 nt
Organism: Rotaria sp. Silwood1
Lineage: Eukaryota; Metazoa; Rotifera; Eurotatoria; Philodinida; Philodinidae
Source: the annotation of a GenBank genome assembly
AUGCCAAUUACUCCUUCUAUUCCAUCGACUCCAUUCGCUUCAGUAAGUGACAUCAGUGCCUUUUCUAGUGAGGAAGAAAUUUUAUUUUCAGUGCAUGCUGUUUUUCGUAUAUGUGAAAUCGGUCAAAUAGAAGAUCGACUAUGGCGUACAGAGCUCACAUUAACAAGUGAUAACGAUGAAGAACUACAACUACUUACAGAGCACAUAGAACAAGAAAUACAAGCAUCCACUGGAUGCCAUCGACUUGGCGAAUUAUUAUUACGAUUGGGCAAUUUUGAAGAUGCCGAAGAAGCAUUUAAGAAAUUAAGAGAAGAAACAAAUAACGACGAUGUCGAAAAUGUUGCAUAUCUAUAUAAUCAACUUGGAAACAUAAAAAAUAUCAAAGGCCAAUAUCAAGUAGCACUCGAAUAUUAUAAAAAACAGCUCGAAAUCCAAAAAAAAUCACUUUUACCGAAUCAUCAGAAUUUCACUGCUACCUACAAUGAUAUUGGCGAUGUUUAUGCUAAUAUGGGAGAAUACUCGAAAGCUUUAGAAUUUUAUCGACAGUCACUUGAAAAUGCACAAAAAUAUCUUCCAUUGGAUAAUCCUAUAUUAGGUGCUACCUAUGAUAACAUUGGGGAAGUCUAUGAGAACAUGAGAGAUUAUUCAAGUACACUUGAAUUUCACAAAAAAUCAUUAGAAAUACAACAGAAAUGCUUCACACCUAUUCAUCCAGAUUUGAGUGCUACUUAUAAUAAUAUCAGAGAGGUUUAUGCGAGCAUGGGUCAAUAUUCAAAAGCACUAGAAUGGUAUCAGAAGUCACAGGAAAUUCAACAGAAGUCUCUUCCUUCCAAUCAUUCAGCACUUGUCAUUACAUAUCAUAACAUGGCUGCAGUAUAUGAUGGUAUGGGUGAAUAUUCAAAAGCUCUUCAGUUCUAUCAGAAAUCACUUGCAGUUCGACGAAAAUCUCUUCCUUCAGAUCACCCUGAAUUAGCUUCUACCUAUGAUAACAUUGGUGAAGUGUAUGAAAAUACAGGAGAUUACUUAAAGGUACUCGAGUUUCACCAGAAAUCAUUAGAAAUGCAAUUGAAAUGUCUCUCACCAAAUCACCCAGCGUUAGGUGCUACUUAUAAUAAUAUAGGAAAAGUGUAUGCUAAUAUGGGUCAAUAUUCAAAAGCACUAGAAUGUUAUCAAAAGUCACAGGAAAUCCAACAAAACUCCCUUCCUUCAAAUCAUCAAGAACUUGCUACUACUUACCAUAACAUCGCUGCGACUCUUCCUGAAAAUCAUCCUGAAUUGGCUGCUACUUAUAAUAAUCUUGGAGAAGUCUAUGCUAACAUAGGCGAAUACUUGAAAGCGCUUGAAUUUCAUCAAAAAUCCCUUGAAAUUCAACAGAAAUCUCUUCUACCGAAUCAUCCAGAUUUUGGCGCUAUCUAUAAUAAUAUUGGUGAAAUCUAUGUUAAAAUGAGAGAUUAUUCAAAAGCACUCGAAUUCUAUCAAAAGUCACUGGAAAUUCAACAACAAUCUCUUCGUCUACAUCAUCCAGCAGUAGCAACAACCUAUCACAAUAUUAUUGUAGUCUACGAGAACUUGAAACAAUACUCGAAUGCACUCGAAUUUCAUGAAAAAUCGUUUGAAAUUCGACGACAAUGUCUUCCAGCUAGUCAUCCAGAUUUCGCUGCUACUUAUAAUAACAUUGGAGAAGUUUAUUGCAAAAUGGGACAGAAUUCUAUUGCACUCAUAUUUUACAAAUGCACUGUUGAAACUGGACAACAAGCUCUGCCUGACAAUCAUCCAUGUCUUCAAAUUUAUCGAAAUCAUUUGACUGAAAUGCAAAAGACAACAUAA